GUCGGUAACAAAUCAGAAAAUCACCGAUUUUUUUUCUUUCAGGAAAAUCGACUAGGAGAAGUUUGUCUAGCGUUGCGCUAUGUGCCCAACAAGAAUAAGCUUUCCGUUGUCGUCAUGGAAUGCAAAAACCUCAAGAAAAUGGACGUGCUGGGACUGUCUGAUCCCUACGUGAAGAUCUAUUUGAUGUUACAAAAUAAGCGAUUGGAAAAGAAAAAGACGACAAUUCAAGAUGAAAACACUGAAUCCUUAUUACAAUGA
Messenger RNA from Ostertagia ostertagi, 258 nucleotides. NCBI's taxonomy places the organism in Eukaryota, Metazoa, Nematoda, Chromadorea, Rhabditida, Trichostrongylidae. The record is from the annotation of a GenBank genome assembly.